AUGGGAUGGAUAAGAUCCAGGAGAGGUGCUGAACGACUGGUACCGGUAAGUGCUUGUUUCUCUCUUCUGCUCAUCAGUCACAGGUGUACCAGCUUCACUGCCCGAGCUGUACUUUCCAUCGAGUCUCUUUCGCACAACACAAUGCUAAAAAUACUGGCCUUCGAUCUCAAACAUAGUACGGUGAUGCCCAUGCCAAAUGUUGGGAGUCCCUUGCCGUCAAAAUCAAGAGACUUCCUCCCUAUGGCCUCGUACCCUGUUCGCGUUACAGCCUUCGAAGCGGUACGAUAUGCCUCUUUCUCAGAAAGUUCUCAUGGGUGA
Molecule: messenger RNA, 318 nt
Organism: Marasmius oreades (fairy-ring Marasmius)
Lineage: Eukaryota; Fungi; Basidiomycota; Agaricomycetes; Agaricales; Marasmiaceae
Exons: 1
Coding region: 1-318 (105 amino acids)
Source: RefSeq, a predicted model, not a curated record